UCAAUCAUAUAGCCAGAGGCAAGGCCUUUCUCUUCCUUCUCUCCCUUGAACCUACCUCUCAACUGUUAUAUAUAAACAAAACAAAAACCCCAGAACCUCGCUUUUUUCCCAUUCCUGCUUCGGACUCCUCGUAUUUUUCUCUGCAUUGGCCUUCUUUGUAGCUCAGAGAUCUAACUUGUCUGCUGUCAAAUUGCAUUCAUCAAGAUGGCGACAACAUCAGUUUCUAACUUGCAAAUUGCAUUGUCAAGACCUUGCAUUCCUUCACAAAAGCCUGCAAAUGCAAGCGCUGUUGUCAGUGGCAAGUCCAAGGCAAGAUCAUGGGAUGGACUUGCAAGUGUCUGUCAUGUUGCAUCAGUGCAACCUUUCCAGCAGGGCCUCACAUCACGUUCCAUAAAGUUUGACAAAAUUGUAACAAAGGCAAUGUCUGAGUCUAGUGAAAACAAGCCAGUCUCAGGACUGCCUAUAGAUUUGAAAGGUAAAAGGGCUUUCAUUGCUGGUGUGGCUGAUGACAAUGGAUAUGGUUGGGCAAUAGCAAAAUCUCUUGCAGCAGCUGGAGCAGAAAUUCUUGUUGGCACCUGGGUACCUGCUCUGAAUAUUUUUGAGUCCAGCCUUCGACGUGGAAAAUUUGAUGAGUCCCGAAAAUUACCAGAUGGUUCAUUGAUGGAGAUUACUAAAGUUUAUCCCAUGGAUGCAGUUUUUGACAGUCCUGAGGAUGUGCCAGAAGAUGUUAAAGCAAACAAGCGCUAUGCUGGAUCCACUAAUUGGACUGUCCAGGAAGUAGUUGAAUCUGUUAAGAAUGACUUUGGAACCAUUGACAUCCUUGUACACUCACUUGCCAAUGGACCAGAGGUCACCAAACCAUUGCUAGAGACAUCUCGGAAUGGAUAUCUUGCUGCGUUAUCUGCAUCUAGUUACUCAUAUGUUUCUUUACUCAAGCAUUUUCUUCCAAUUAUUAACCCAGGUGGUUCUUCAAUUUCUCUCACAUACAUUGCUUCAGAGAGGAUCAUCCCCGGGUAUGGUGGCGGUAUGAGUUCUGCAAAAGCUGCUUUGGAAAGUGAUACAAAAGUGCUUGCUUUUGAAGCUGGUAGGAAGAAAAGAAUUAGAGUCAACACAAUAUCUGCCGGUCCUCUGAGAAGCCGUGCAGCAAAAGCAAUUGGAUUCAUUGACAUGAUGAUCGAUUAUUCAUUAGCCAAUGCUCCUUUGCAGAAAGAACUUACAGCUGAGGAGGUGGGCAACGCAGCCGCGUUCCUGUCAUCGCCUCUGGCAUCUGCCAUUACCGGCGCCGUUGUAUAUGUCGACAAUGGACUGAACGCAAUGGGGGUGGGAGUUGACAGCCCAAUAUUCAAAGACCUGGACAUUCCAAAGGACCAGCAUUGAUGAAAUUGCAGGUUUACUGGCACCUAAAUUAGCUUUUAGCAAUAAAGUUAGACUUGUUGCCUUAGUUCCCAAUCCACGAUCUGCUGCAGUUUGCCUUUAGAAUUUGUUGCUGCAGUUUUCCUUUUUCACACACUGAGUAAUUAUCUUUACCUCUCCUAUUGAGCUUACGACGGGUGUAAGGUUAUGAUUGUGAGGAUGUUUACUUAUUGUCAUUGAAUUGAUAUCUUUCCUGUCUGAAUUAGGGUGUGAAAUUCAAGGGAAAUUCCAUCUUAUCAAGUAAA
This is a messenger RNA of Neltuma alba, 1658 nucleotides long. Its product is annotated as enoyl-[acyl-carrier-protein] reductase [NADH], chloroplastic. Gene Ontology annotation, biological process: fatty acid biosynthetic process. Gene Ontology annotation, molecular function: enoyl-[acyl-carrier-protein] reductase (NADH) activity. The record is from RefSeq and is a predicted model, not a curated record. Bases 205 to 1377 code for a protein of 390 amino acids. The transcript is spliced from 13 exons. Lineage: Eukaryota; Viridiplantae; Streptophyta; Magnoliopsida; Fabales; Fabaceae.